Pieris macdunnoughi is the source of this 2523-nucleotide messenger RNA. NCBI's taxonomy places the organism in Eukaryota, Metazoa, Arthropoda, Insecta, Lepidoptera, Pieridae. The record is from the annotation of a GenBank genome assembly.
AUGGAUGAGGGUCUACUCAAUGACCUGUUGGAGUGUUCAGUCUGUUUGGAGCGCCUGGACACAUCAUCGCGAGUCUUGCCAUGCCAACACACAUUCUGUCUCAAAUGUCUCAAGGUAAUAGUCGAAUCUCACAAAGAGCUACGAUGCCCCGAGUGUCGGGUCCUGGUAGAGGCAAAGGUGGAGGAACUGCCUCCCAACGUCCUCCUCAUGAGGAUCCUGGAGGGCAUGAAGAACUCCGCACCCAGGAAAGUCUCUGUGCAGAGAGUUAGGACUGCGCACGCGCAGGGCCAGGUACAAACACAGCCAUCGUCUCGAUCAGACAAGCAGGUGCCACCUCACGGGAGAGCUAUGUACGAUUAUAUCUCAAAGGAACCGGGUGACCUUUCGUUCAAGAAGGGAGAGACGAUUUUGCUGCAAAAGAAGUUGGACCCUUUCUGGUAUCACGGAGAGUGUUCUGGUCGCAGCGGAGUGUUCCCUAUCACCUAUUUGCAGGUGAUAGUGCCGUUGGCCGCGGCCCCCGCGUUGUGCAAAGCGCUGUACGACUUCCGGAUGUCCGCCCCGGACGAGGAGGGCUGUCUCGCUUUUGACAAGGGGGCUAUCAUCACGGUCCACCGGCGAGUGGACGAGAACUGGGCCGAGGGUCGCCUCGAGCAGCGAGUGGGCAUCUUCCCCAUCGCAUUCGUCGAACUCAACCAGGCCGCCUCUCACCUCAUGAACAGCAGUCCGAUAAAUCGCCCCGUCCCACCCGCUCCGGAGCACGUCAGAGCGGGACACUCGGAGCACCGGCAUCAGGCUCAGCACCCUCAUCGGUAUCAACAGAUGUCCGCGUCGACCCCCGCCUCGGCGCAGGGCAACUACCAGAACGUGGCCGACGCGACCCACGCCACCUCCCAAACGGCGACCCGGCCGUCCCAGACGUCGGGCCCGACGUCCGCCCGACGCGCCGCCAGCCCGAGGGUCGCGGAGCCCACUCGGGCCAAGUGCCUCCUCGACAUCGUCCACUUCACGAACGCGCACAAGGCGUUCGGGGUGCAGAGCGUGUCCCGCGUCGACGACAACUACGACAGGUUCGGGGCCAAGCUCGACAAUCACUCGAACGGGGCCGACGUCGCCUAUCAGAACGUCCGCGCCGAACGCUUUCCGGUCGCGGGCUUCAAUUCCAACUUGAGCUCGGACUCAAGCUCCAGCGCGAACACGCCGUCGUCGACGACCACGCCCAACACCAGCUCCGACACCAGCACCAGCGAGAGCGCCGAGCCCAGUCUGCCCGACUCGCCCGACGACGACGCCGAGAGGAACGCGACGGUCGCGGCGCCGGAAGACGAUCGGGAGCGGAUUCGGGACGCCUCUCGAGACCGAAGCCGAACGCGAGACCCGAAGACUUCGGCGGCUCCGAACUCGAGCGAGUGUUCGACGGCCACGAACACCUCGCUGAACGUAAGUUUACCGACCGAGUCCUCCCGCGUCGAGGCUCGCGAGGCCGAGCCGACGAGUCUGCCCUGCUCGUCGAGGAUCACUCGAUCCGCCGGACCGGAGGCGAGGUGCAGCGGUCCGGACUCGCUUCUCAACUUCGGCCUGGGGCUGCAGGCGGCGCUGUCGCCCUCUCACGGCAGAGACGACUACGCGGCGACGAGGGCCCCGAGGGACCGUCAUCUCAGAGAGAAACGGCACAGUUUGACGCCGACCACGCAUUUGCAGGGAGGCCACAACCAGAACAGACAUUCGGCCGAAAUUCUGGCGACUUCCCUGCUCGAUCACACGCCGGAGCGGGACGUCCGGGGCGAGAGGGAGAGAGAGAGAGAGAGGAGACGGCGGCGGUCUCGAAGCGACGAGCGCCCUCUGCCGGCCGCGUACGUCGCGCUGUAUCCGUACAGACCGCAAAAACCCGACGAGAUCGAGUUGAAGAAGGGAGGCGUGUACACGGUCCGCGAGCGCUGUCGCGACGGGUGGUACAAGGGCUGGUGCGAGCGGCUCCAGCGCGCGGGAGUCUUUCCCGGGAAUUACGUGGCGCCCCUCACGCCCGUGGGCAACCGGAUCAAACACGACAAGUCGGCGGUUAUUUCGAGCGGUAAGACGGCGCCUCCGGCGAGCGACGGCGGCAACCCGAGCGCUCCGGCCGCCGCCCCCGCCGCUCCGGCCCCGCCCGACGCCCCGCCCAGAGCCGACAGUCCCCCGGCCGCCGUUCCUCAGCCGUCGACGUAUCCCUGGAGUGCGCCUACCCAGUCGCAGCAGGGCGCUCCCCGAGCCGAUAAAGCGAAGGACAGAGCGAAGUCCGAGAAGUCGUCGAUCUCGAGCGGCGUGAGCCUGAUGAAGCGAUUGGCGGCCAUGAAGAAGUGCAAGUCUCCGCCGCCCGUGGGCUACAGCAUGGACAAUCCGGUGUUCGACGACUCGCCCAACGCGUCUCUGGUGUACGCCGCGCAACACCCCGUGCACGUGCGGUAUGCUCUCACUCUUACGUCCCGUUCUGAGCCGAACUGGCUUGACUCGAUUUGCAUCUGUGGCUGCACAUUUAGUGUUCGCUGA